Messenger RNA from Gongylonema pulchrum, 278 nucleotides. The record is from the annotation of a GenBank genome assembly. Lineage: Eukaryota; Metazoa; Nematoda; Chromadorea; Rhabditida; Gongylonematidae.
CUGCCAAUUUUUGCAGGAGACGUAUGCGCCCAGCCGCCGGCAACUGGCAUUGGUAGGGCUCACUUGCUACGAUGGUAUUUCGAUCCAGUACGCGACCAGUGCCGUAAUUUUGAUUAUACAGGCCGAGGAGGCAACGAAAAUAAUUUUCUUUCGAAAACAGAAUGUGAAAUGUACCUAAUCUCAGUAUGCCAGUUUCAGUAUCUGAUAUUUUCCGGAACUUUUCGUGAUAUUUUAUUAACAAACAAGAUGAAAAAAGUCAUGAAACUGGCAUACUGAGA